Messenger RNA from Misgurnus anguillicaudatus (oriental weatherfish), 1076 nucleotides. The record is from RefSeq and is a predicted model, not a curated record. Lineage: Eukaryota; Metazoa; Chordata; Actinopteri; Cypriniformes; Cobitidae.
GUGAAAGUAACACAGUGCAGUAUAAAAGUGUGACCGUUUCAUUUCUGUCCAGUCCAACAUUUCAGCUGAAUGAAUAAACAUAAGAAGAGUGUUAGAGACUGAGAUCUGAAUCAUCAACAGCACGAUCUUCAGUUCUUUAGAAUAAACCCAGACACAGACACAAAGCACAAUGAAUUGGGCUGAUAUCUUCUACCCUGAAAAUCCUAAACUGAGGGAGACGCUUAUCCGCAGAAGUCAAGAGGUCGCAGAACUGAUGAAGAACAACUUUCGAGCCACAAACCAACUCAUUGAGAUUCUUCGAAAACACUUGAGAUUGUGCUUCAAUCCAAUUACCCUGAACGAGAGAGCUACUGUUAAGGCCAACUGCGAUGUAUUAAUUCAACGCGUCCGUGAGAUCCAGGCUCAGCUAGCGAAGAUUGACGAGAAGCUGAUGAAGGAGCUGGAACCUGACUUAUAUGAGAAACUGAAGAAAAAAGAUCUGUCUAUUCUUGAACGUGCAAAAGUUUCAGGAGUUCUUCGUGGAAUUCAGUUUGGUUUGGCAGGCUUUGCAGCCCCUUUUGUAGUCGGUUGGUUAUUUCAAAACGUAACGAUUCUGGCAAGCAUAACAGGCACAUGUGGGGUCAUUGCAACAGGGUUAUUAGGCUAUGUUGUCUUUGGGGUGCUAUUAAUGGGGAUCGAUAUGAUUAUUCAGGCCAUCCUAGGGAGUAUUGAGCGUGAUCGGCUUAAGCAAGCUCUUAAAGAGUAUGACAAUGCUUUAAAGGAUUUCAGGCCAGUUUCUAUAAAUUAUACAGAAAGCAUAACCAGAGUCAAGCUGAAAAUUGAAAUUAUAAUGGAAAUGACCUUAUUUUCUUAAACAUCAACAUCAUGUAUGAUUGUUUAUUUUUUGUUGUUGUUUAUAUUGACAGAAAUGUUUGCUUGAAUAUUAAGCAAACAAUCUACACCUACUGCAUGACUAUUCAAAAAUAUGUGAAUUUAAAUGAAAAAUUGAGUAAAUAUGCAAAAUGUAGACAAACGCUUAUAUAUUUGAGAAGUUGAAUACUUAAAUAAAAGCACAAGUGUCAUUUAAACUAAACAUC